Molecule: messenger RNA, 3786 nt
Organism: Ogataea angusta
Lineage: Eukaryota; Fungi; Ascomycota; Pichiomycetes; Pichiales; Pichiaceae
Exons: 1
Coding region: 1-3786 (1261 amino acids)
Biological process (GO): Golgi to plasma membrane transport; exocytosis
Cellular component (GO): plasma membrane; exocyst
Molecular function (GO): phosphatidylinositol-4,5-bisphosphate binding
Source: RefSeq, a predicted model, not a curated record
AUGAUCAGAAGCCACCCCUCCAAGGGCCAUCAGAAGACGGCUUCUCACUCGUCAAUUGAUCUGGCCCGUCAGUAUGAGCUUGAUAUCUCCAAAAUCAACAAAUAUCUGUUCAGGGAAACGGAUCAGUCUGGCCGUCGGGCUGAGAAGUACCUGGCACAUGUCCGUAUCAUUGAGGACUCGAAAUCCCAGUCUGAACGCCCACCCGACAACAGCCCCGCCCGUAAUAAGAAGGACCGUAUUUUGAUAUUGUCUGUGAGGUCAUCAGGCAGAAUUCGUUUGCACAAGGCAAGAGAGAACCCUGACUCCAGCGUCCAAAUCGGUAGAACUUGGGAUUUCGAGGAGCUCACUAAGAUUGAGCUCGAUCCAGAAGUUCCGACCGGUUUCAUUUUUGAGAUGGGCAAGAGGUACUAUUGGGAAACAAGUUAUCCCAAAGAAAGGAGAGUUUGGCUCACAUCUGUGCUGGAACAUUAUAUCAGGUACACCGGGGGUAAAAAACUUCCCCAGUUGGUGAAUUGCUCAGUCGACUAUUUCCAUUUGGAGCCUCUUCUUCAUAAAUAUGCCCAUAAGCUUCCGAGUCGCUCUGCAACAGCAGAGAGCUCAACAACAAUGACCAGUGGAACACGAACAGGGACUUCGGCCACUACAACGACUGCCCAUAGUUCGCCUCGAACACAUAUUUCAUCUCCCGUUCCAGUUCCAGGAGCCGGCUCUCCAUCGGGGCCAGGCAUCUACGGCAAAGGCGACAUGCGCUCAAGAGAAUUUCAAAGGACAACUUCCGCCCUCAAGGGUCUAGACAAAGAGCAGGAUCGCAAAGAGCAGGAGCGUAAGGAGCGAGAGAGAAAAGAGCAUGAGCUCAGAGAACGCGAGAGAAUCGAAAGGGAACACAGAGAACAGGAAACAAGAGCACAACAGUUAAGAGAACAGCAGCAAAAGGAACAACAACAGCGCGAGAUGGAACGCAUUGAGGCGGAAAAACGCGAGAAGGAACGUUUGGAGCGACAGAAGCAAGAGAUCGAGCUUCGUGAGCGACAACAACGGGAACAAAUGCUGGAGAAGGAAAGACUCGAGCAGUCUAGACGAGAGAUGGAAAAAGCACAAACUUUAAAUGCUUUGAAAAGCAACAGCGGAUCCACGUCAGCAAGGUCAGUUAAAUCUAUCGAGUUCAUAGGACAUCGCAAGUCGCACCAUGAAAUUGAGGAGCUGACGCAGGACGACGAGUACGAAGCUGUGCUUGACGACUAUGCCGAUGACGAACCGGAAACAGCGCCAUUGAACUUGAGCAUGAACACGUCUUUCCCAGAAAAACCGGAGAUUUCCAUCAAUUCGCUUAAAGUGCCCUCUCCAAUUCCUCAUAAUGUUGGCAAGGCUGAGAAGUUUGUGCUUGACUUUGAUAUCUCUGACGAAGAAGAAGAAAACACAACCAUGGAUUUGCUGAGGCCUCAUGCCAGAUCGAGGGCUUUCAGCAGGGUUGACACUGAAAAUCCAAAAGGCGGAGAUCUCACUGAGCUUUUUGAUGAGAUAGGAUGGGACCCCAAAGUGGACGACUCCAAGUCUUUGCAGAAGAAGCUGCUCAAGGAACUGGAAAGAAUACAGUUCAAGAGGAUUGAGUCAUUGACGGACGUAAUAGGCUCUACGUCGGCAGUCAAUCAAGCUAUUAACAGGUCGAUCAAGGAAUGCGAAUCCAUUGAUCCUAUCUUAGCCUUUUACGGAAUCCAACUGGCCUCUUUUCAGGAUGAGGUUGAUUACAUAGAGAAGCAAGGAAAAGGCGUGCAAGUUGAGACUACUAACAAAAAGCUUCUUAUGAAAGAGCUCAAUGAAAUUAUGCAUUCCGUGGACAUUUCAGACCAAGAACUGAGCCGCUUACUGAACGAGCGCAUUACUAUCGGUUCACAAAACGAGAGCAUUGAGGCUGCUUUGGGCAAUCUGUAUGCAGCGUUGAUGAAGAUCAGAGGUAACGAUUCCGAUGAUGAAGAAAUGGGUCAGAUGAGAGCUCUUGAAGAGAAAAAAUCCAAGUACGAGAGGGCUGCAACCAUGUUCGUGAGCGGCUUCAAAAAACAGUUGAGUCAGCUGCUCAAGGCCUCAGUGACUAGUCUGAAUUCAAGACUUCAGACCGAAAAGUCGUUGAAUGCCCUGCAUUCUGCUCUCGAGCGUAAACUUGCGGAGCUGAUGACGUUACAGGGCGUGAUGGCCUUUGUGAAACAAGUGUCGCCAGAAGACUACAAGCAGAUGCUAGCUGAGCAUAAGGAGGCUUAUUCACAAUUCUAUAUGAAUUUUGUUUCAGUCCUUGUUGAAAAGGUUGUUUCUGAAAAGCAAACUACCAAGGCUCCAUCUUUUUCGUUCAAUAGCGAGCCAAAAGAUACUAUUCUUGAAAUAUCCAAACGGACUAGGUCGGCGACUGGAUCCAAAAAGAUGUCGUCGAACACAAAAAUCUUGCAAGAGCUUGGUUUGGGAACGCCGUCUCAGGAGUCUAUCAGCAGUUCGCCAGAACCAAUGGAGAAAAAUGCCUUUUCGACGGUGCUUUUAGACCUGUUGAGGCUGUUCUUCAGUACGAUUAUUACACACCAACGCUUUGUGAUUCAAUUCUUCUCGCUGUCAUCUUCUGAAGAGUAUAACUUUGUUCAGAUGAUCAAAAAACCACUUGCCCUGCGUGUGCGCGACUUCACCGAGUCCAACGUUUCUCACAUGGAACCGGAUCGUGAUGUUAGUGACCAGACAUUCAACUUCAUGCAUACGAUUGUUGGAGAAUCGAUUCACAAACUGUUCAAGUUUGUGUCGAAGAUUGUCAAGGAGGACAUGCUUCAGUUCCCAGUAAUUUCAUUAUUUGCCGAAAAGCUCAUUGCCGAGCUUUCGUCGACAGGCCAAGAGUAUGUGGUUAACAUGCUGAGCCGAAUGGACUCAAAGCUUGUCCUCAUAUGGACCAGACAUAUUGACAACCAGCUGCAUAUUAUGGAGAAGGAGCCUGUUGGCUUCAAGGUUUACAAAUUCACUAAGGCGUUCCCUGAAUUCUUCCGUCGUGUUGAAGAUGUGAUGGCAUUGAACGGAGCUGUUAAUGUCUAUGAAUACGCCAUUAAGCAGCAGCUGGACAGCGACUACAACAAACUAUGGGAAGCGCUCAACACUUGUCUCCAUAGAAAUGCUCAAGUCACUGGACAACAGGAUAUUCUUCUGGCCAGAACAGCUAGCGAGAAUACCCGGCUGGAACUCACCAAAACAAUCCCAUCUGCAGUUGAAACGGUAGCAGGCCACUUGGUUCUGCUACUCAACUACAAAUGGCUAAGUGAGGAAGUCAAGAACUUGGCUACUUUGCCUCCUGCCAUUAGAACAAAGAUUGAGGAGUUGAAAUCGAGCGAGCUCAACGAAUUCUGUGACUCUUAUGCUAAAACCACUGCAAUCGGAGAGCUCAUGUCGGUGCUAGACGGAAUCGAUGGUCUGAUCAAGUCUCACACGAAUCCAUCACGAACAAACGCGUACUCCACUGCCAAUAUGAGCAAGCUGCUGAGCAAAUUCGAAUCAUCCAAGUUGAAGACGUAUAUAAAGCAGCUAUCUACAGAGCUUUCGUCGCAGAUCAUGGGCAAGAUGACGUGUGGGGAGGAAAGCGAGAUCAGCAGAAAGGUUGCCCAGGAGUUGGAGAAAGACCUUUUCAACAACUGCCUGAACUCACUAAGCAUUAUCUACAACGUCAGUUUUUCGAAGCUGAACCAAGUUCUCAAAGAUUACUACGAGUCGCUCUCUAGUCCGGUCGACAAAAUCGUUAUCAACUAUAAUUUCAGCAAGGAGUAUCUUUGA